This is a messenger RNA of Pocillopora verrucosa, 2923 nucleotides long. RefSeq names its product seipin-like. NCBI's taxonomy places the organism in Eukaryota, Metazoa, Cnidaria, Anthozoa, Scleractinia, Pocilloporidae. The record is from RefSeq and is a predicted model, not a curated record. Gene Ontology annotation, biological process: lipid droplet organization; lipid storage. Gene Ontology annotation, cellular component: endoplasmic reticulum membrane.
AGAUGGUGGAAGGGAGUGAUUUUGUGGAGGAAAGUCCAAUUGCGAGAAUAUCUCACAAAACGUGUUUAUAGGCACGCUUUUUAUAAGCGCGUUCCAAGCCCAAGAUGAGCAGGUGGAGGAUCGUACGGUUCGCUAGAGAUGUGACUGUAGGCGCUAGUCGCCUCGUUGGAGUCACAGUUGUUCGUUUUUUUAUGUCAUGUUGUACAGUUUUUGUGAUCCUGUGGAUCGCUGUAUUUCUGUACGUCAGUUUUUACUACGCUUACAUGCCAACCGUUAGUCAUGUAAGGCCAGUGUUCCUGCUUUUCAACUCUAAUUGCGAUGAUUCUCGAGGGAAAACUUUAUGUUCCUUCCCUGAAGCCAAUUUAUCUCUGAGCACUGGAGAACGAAUAUUAAUGAGAGGGCAGCGCUAUCAGGUUUUUCUGGAUCUUGAGAUGCCACAUUCUCCUGUUAAUGAAAAGCUUGGAAUGUUCAUGGUUAGAGUAACCUUUUUAUCUGAAUCUGGAAAAGUUUUGGCAAGUUCAGAAAGAUCAGGCAUGCUUCAUUACAAGUCAGCCUUGUUACAAUCUCUUGCCACUGUUUUUUACUCUCUGCCAAUGGUUUUGGGUUUCACAGAGGAGAAACAGAUUGUGCAGAUAAACCUGUUUGAAGAAUAUGUCGAGGACUCGUAUCACCCAGCAGUUGGGGCCACUGUGAUUGUACUCAGCAAAGAAAUUGAAAUCUACUCUGCUGCUCUGAGGAUUGAAGCUCACUUUGUGGGACUGAGGUACAUCAUGAUCAACUGGCCUGUAACAUCAGCUUUACUGUCGAUUACCAUAAACUUUUUCAUCAUCAGCGCCGUGUUCUUCUUCGCGUACAGCGCUUUCUCGCCCGACUCAGGCUACGAAGAGCACGUAGAACAGCCUCAGGCAGAUUUAGACACCGUCACCGAAGAACAACAGCGCACGCUCUCACGAAGACGAGCCAGAGGGGGACGGGACAGGCCUGGAACCGAGGAUGUUCCCUCGGCCUCUUCAACCCGGCCGCCCAGGACGGGUAGGUUGAAGCCCAAAAAACUUUCUUCGUCACGCACCCAAGCACCCAGUCGUACAAACGGAGGAAUGACAAGAUGUGCCUCCUUUCCUUCCUCUAGGUGGGACUGGUGCAUUCUUCAAAGGGCUCCAACUUCGGCUGCACACAAGGCACCCUGUUCCCUCCAUAGAAACGGUCCGCGUUACCAUAGUAACGAUGAUCUGGGUUGCCGGACGGGCCUUUCGUGUCCUGGUGUCGUUGCCGAUGGGGAUGGUGAGUAUGGCGGCCAAGCUGCCCACUUCCAGAAUACUCGGCACUCACCAGUCGACACAGAACCCUACUACAUCUUGAGUUUCCGUGAGGGAAAAGCGUGGAGAAGUGAAAGGAGGCAUGGAAGUGACAGUGGCGAUGAAUAUGCUGUGGCACAGUAUAGAUCCAGUGAGGAUGGGUAUCCUGUGGUGCGGCAAAGAGCCGGUGACGAUGUAUUUCCCGCUCUGCAGCCUGGCUGCAGUGGCUUGAGAUCAAGGUGCACCUGGAAGAAAGUUCCGGAACAUGACACAAUGUCUAGUGGCAGCUCAACAGAGUGCGUUCAUACACGAAGGAAUCGGCAAUUACUGGGGGCAAGACCUCGUGGUAAGAGCUUUGAUUCCGUACGCGGAUGUAACCACCCUGCAUACGGACGUGAUUUUGAUCAUAACUGCCAUCACGAGUGCAGAGAUGGCAGUGAUCCAUCUAUCUACGAGCACUUGCACAGCAGGGUUCCUGAUGGUGCUGCUUCCUCGUCAGAGUACCUUCACAAUUUGGCCUCAGGGGCCGUGAGCACACAGGACAGUGGUCUUGUCUCUUCAGAACAAAGCGUGAAUCGGCCUGUAAACGACAGCGAGCACGGAGUGUCGAUACACAAACGAUCGGUGAACAAGACUCGAGCCAGAUUUGGACUUUCAUUGAAGAGGAUGCUUUCAAAAAAAGACGACAAGUCCUCGUGAUGAAAAUGUUUUGACGCUUCACCUUCACGUGUUUUAUUCUUCUUCUUCUUUAGAACGCUCCUAAGUUUGACGCUUGUCUCUGAUUGUUCGCUUUUAAUUUUUGUGCCUGAACCACGGCCAACCGUAAUAUUCCUGAAAAAAUCGUCAAUACCCCUCUCAAAAUCAAGAAUUUUUAUCCACACACAGAGAGACACCUUUGUUUUAGAGAGGCCCGAGGUGAGAAACAAACGCAGUUUUUUUUUUAAUUGCUUCAAAAGCAUCGGUCAUAAUUGUGAUUCAUUUGUUGGUAUCUCCUGCGCGGAAAUUCCUUGUAUAAGACAGUUUCUUGUUACCUUGCAGACACAAAAGGCGCGGGACUUUUCUUGUUCCUGAAAAGUGUGAAAAGUGUGCGCCGAGGGUAAUCCGUGUUUAAGUUUAGUCCUGAAUAUUAGAAAUUUUGCGUACUAAAGUUUUAUCAACACGGGCGAAAUUUGUCGCCAAAGUCAAAGUCAACUUGGAGGGCGACUUAUCUAGGUUGUCGUAGCGUAUGUUAAGAUUACCUUUGUUGGAUCCAUGCAUGAUAAUUGGAAGUUUACUUUUCUGUUCUUUUGGCAUGUGCGCUUUUUCAUUAGCGAUUUUAGUAUGUAGCGUCAAACGAUAGAUGAGAAGGUUCAUCUCAAUUUACCCCCUUGGUGCGCAUGGCUUAAAUUUGUCUCAGUACACAACUCUUGAACGAAUAAUUCAGGACUAUUCUUUCCAGAGGAGUAAGAUAAUUGUUCUUGGCGCUCUUUUAACUGAAAUAUUGGGCAGAAAAUUUGUGUUGACAGAGGAAGGUGCGUUGAUUUCGGUGAUACCAAGGAAAAGAAUACCGAUGAGAAAUUCUGUCACGGAUAACAGACUUUGUUUUAUUUGAGACCCGUUUUAUUUGAAUAGAUUGUUUUACUUUUUCA